AUGUUGAAUGAUGUGGAACGUAUCAUCGCAAUCCAUUUAGAUCUGUCUCGAAAUCGUCUUACCGAAUUUCCGCUGCAGGUUUGUGAGUACGAAUCGCUGGAGACGUUGUACAUAAACAAUAACUGUUUGAAAUCGAUUCCUUGCGGUGUGCAGUUCCUCAAAUCUCUCACAUUUUUGGAUCUCCGACGAAAUCAGCUGUCAAGCAUUCCCGCUGCGUUGUGUUCGUUGCCGCUUGAGGUUCUGCUUCUUGGCAACAACCGCUUGGAGAGCUUACCGAAUGAAAUUCGCCAGCUUGCUGAUACUCUUGCCGACUUGGUAACGUGUUUGCCUGUCUUUCCUGUUACGCUGUACAGGUUGGUUGCGACCGAUCAGAGGGAUAUCAGCUGCAACAGAUUAACGAAUCUGCCCGCCGACAUCGGCCUUUUGCAGCGGUUGCGGGUAUUGAACGUUCGUCAGAAUUUGCUCACCUGGUUGCCUUUUGAACUUUCUAAACUUUCCCUGCGUUUUCUUGACGCUUCAUACAACAAGCUCACUCAUCUCGAUAUCGACCUGCGGUUUAUGCGAAGUCUGGUGGAACUUAUUUUGGACGGAAACCCCCUCGUUUUUCCUUUAGCCAAGGAAAAUUCCUUUGAAGAAAGACUUGACUGUCGAUCGUUGCCGUUUCAUUACCGAACGCCUCCCGUUGGUGAAGAAAAGAUUGGGGCGUUGUCAAAGACGACUGCGUUGACGAUGGAUGUCACCCCAGCCGGAACGCCUUAUAUUAACGAUGAGCAGCGUAGGGCCGAAGGCACUGACUUCAGCCACCAGUACUUCACCGAUGGAAUGGUUCCUUAUGCAAGCACGCACACCCCUCCGAAAGUUACCGGAAGUUUGGUCGAAGAGGUUAUGUCCGCCUGUAUAGAACGACUGCAUGUGGCGCAGGAGCCUCCGAAAACUGAUGUCCCAGUGGCGUCAAGCAAACUGCUGCACACCGGUGGCAGUAGUGGUCACGUCUCCCCAGAGCCUGCUGCUGCGUCUCGCACCGCCUCCAACAUUGCUGAUGGGGACCAGUCGCUAACGACUAAACGACGUAACUUUCAACGGGACCUCCCGUCUAACAGGAUGGGUGUACUUUCGUUCGAAAAGAACUUUUCGCUCAGCGACUCUGACCAGUUGCUCAGAAACGCGUCGAUGCCCGCUGUUUCAUCUGACUUGUGCUUUUCUCCGCUUUUGGAUCGUAAGAGCGCUAAUGCACAUGACGUCGUCCCAGCCCAGACAAAAGAAGAAUCGUCUUUGAAAUGCAGAACCGGCGAUUCGACUGUGGUUUCUACUCCGCUUCCGCAGCCGCCGCUUCAUAUGCACAUGAAAAAGGCUGCCAUGGAAAGGAACGAGUUUCCGCGCAGACGCCUAUUCACACCCGGUGCACCUGGUACAGACGAUCAGGAAUUGUCGCCGCCAUCCUACAAAGGCACCGUCGCCAAAUCCGCGAAGUCUGACGUAAUUGUGUCACUUUACACUGGUAGCGGUCUCGGAGCUCCAUGUUGCCGGAAGGAGCGCAGCUGCAUACAGAACGCUGCAAAGGAGGUUGCUUCAUUUAAUGAGCCGUCAGUGUUACCUGAUACUUCGUCUGGUCAAAACGGCAAUACGGCGAAGGUCGACAAUGCUAACAACAUCGGCGACAACGCAGCGGACAGAUCGCCACGUUACGGCGACAGCGGCAGCGGAAGGGGCAUUCGUGUAGAACCGGUAUCUAUAAGCUACGACGGUAUCCGGCGCCUUCUGUCGGCCGAUACAACCACUACGUCGUCAUCCCCAGCAUCGUCUGACACUGACCUGAACUCAAACAUGCUGAUCUCAACUGCGGACAAGUUCACUGCCGGAACCAGCGUCACCUACCCAGUCUACGUGCAAACGUCGCUUGACCACCAUGCGGAUGUGUUCCUCCACAGCAGUGCCGGAAACGAAUGCUCGCCCGAAACGGUGUCAACCUUUCGCGCCAAAACAGAUUACCGACAUGGACCAAAAAGCAAAACAGCCGACAUUCGAGUGGAGAAGCACAACGCAAAGUGCGUUGUGAAUGGCGCUGUAAAACAUUCUACCGGUUCUUCGACAGCGUUACCGCAGAGGCGAACGAAAUCGGCCGCAACUGUGUCUGAUACUCGACACCAGUCUGGUGAGUCGCCUCCCCUUACUUCGAACUUGCAAAAGAUGCCACUGGUAGGCCGAAGUCGUCUUUCCUCUCCUCUUUCAAACGUGAUGGACAGGGUGACCUUUCUGUUCAUUAUUUUUGGUUAUGAAUUUCGAGGAUGCAACAUCGUCGAAGAAAGCUUGUUGAUAAAGAUCCGUUUGAACAAAUCGGAAUGUUGGUUAUGCCUCUGUUUGGCCCUCUCCACUGAUAAUGCUUUUGAACCAGGCUCUUUGUCAUCGCAUUCCGAUAGCAGUUCCGCAAAUACGUCGGUGAAAUCAAACGACAGCACCAUCCGGCAGCAGAACCUCGCUAACAUGAUUCGCAAGGUGAAACUUCCAGCUGCCAAAGCGCGCCGGAAUGUGGAAAACUUCCUGAUGGGUUGCCGACGGUUAGGCGUUCCAGAGGUAAUGACGCUUCCUUAAUA
Messenger RNA from Soboliphyme baturini, 2591 nucleotides. NCBI's taxonomy places the organism in Eukaryota, Metazoa, Nematoda, Enoplea, Dioctophymatida, Soboliphymatidae. The record is from the annotation of a GenBank genome assembly.